AUGUCAAUUGAAGUAACUUUAAUUCAAACUGAUGUAUUUCCUACAUUAGAACAAACAUUAGAUAAUAUUGAAAAAUUAAUUAAAGAUACUCAAAGUGACUUAUAUAUACUUCCUGAAGUUUUUUCAACUGGUUUUGGAGAACAUUUAGAAAAACUAGCACACCCAAAUGGAGGUCAAAGUGUUAUUGACUGGUUAAUUAAUCAAUGCAAGCAAAAACACUGUGGAUUUGCAGCUGGAAUAUUAAUAGAAGAAAAUAAAAAAUAUUAUAAUCAAUUAGUUUUAGUUGAUGAAAAUGGAAUUAUUGCUAAAUAUAAUAAGACUCAUUUAUAUCGUUUAGGGGGUGAGAGUUUAUUAGAAGCAGGACAUGAAAAGAUAAUAGUUAAUUUCAGAGGGUUUAGGAUGUUAUUAACAAUUUGUUAUGACACUCGUUUUCCUAUGUUCGUAAGAUAUAACUAUGAUUAUGACAUCAUUAUUAAUCCAAUUAACUAUAAUUAUAGAGUACUCAAUGUCGCUGAUAAAUUUGCUGCUUGUAGGGCAAUAGAAAAUGGGUGUUGGGUUUUUUGUCCUAAUAGAAUUGGAAAAGAUGGGUUGAACUUAACUUAUAAAGGACAUUCUUUUGUUUAUAAUCACUUAGGAAUAAAAAUUGCAGAGGCUAAAGAAUCUAAUGAAAUUUUAACUGUUCGUUGUAACUUAAAAGAAAUUACUGACUAUCGAGCAAAAAUUCAUUUAGGAAAUGAUUUUGAUUCUAUCAAAAUGAAUGUCCCUUAUAAUACAAUCACAUUGUAA
Molecule: messenger RNA, 786 nt
Organism: Entamoeba nuttalli P19
Lineage: Eukaryota; Evosea; Mastigamoebida; Endamoebidae
Product: hydrolase, carbon-nitrogen family protein
Exons: 1
Coding region: 1-786 (261 amino acids)
Molecular function (GO): omega-amidase activity; 2-oxoglutaramate amidase activity
Source: RefSeq, a predicted model, not a curated record